GCAUUUAUCGUCGCACCCGUUUACCGGUCAGUACGUGAAACCGCUCCGGUCGCGCGACGUUUUCCUCCGCCGAUGUUUCAAAAAGUUUCAAACAGUAAUAGAAUAUAUCAGCCGCCGCCACUGCUACCAUCAGCUCUUCUGCGAUUCUAUUGCGCGUGCCCUUCGCCAUGAUAACCACUAAAGUCGCUCUUCGCAACGCCGUCAAGAAGUUCAACACGUCAUGGCAAUGUAGAAACCUUACAAAUGAAGCCUCAUUCGAAUUAAAACCGUAUAAACUUCAUAAAUUAGAAACUGGACCCAGUACUACGACGACAGUGAACAAAGAUGAUGCCUUGAAUUACUACAAGCAAAUGCAGUAUAUCAGACGUAUUGAAACAGCAGCCGGCAAUUUGUAUAAGGAGAAGAUCGUCCGAGGAUUCUGUCACUUGUAUUCCGGACAGGAAGCUUGUGCAGUGGGCAUGAAAUCAGCGUUCCGUGAACCGGACUCAAUCAUAUCAGCCUACCGUGUACACGGUUGGACAUAUCUGAUGGGUGCGAGUCCUGUGGAGGUUCUCUCUGAGCUCACGGGUCGUUUCGGAGGUGUAGCACGCGGCAAAGGCGGUUCCAUGCACAUGUACGGGAAAAAUUUUUACGGUGGAAACGGUAUCGUCGGUGCUCAGGUUCCUUUGGGAGCAGGCAUUGCGCUUGCUGCGAAAUAUUUGGGCACAGGUGGAGUGUGCUUCGCUUUAUAUGGAGAUGGAGCUGCAAAUCAAGGCCAAGUGUUCGAAGCGUACAAUAUGGCCAAACUGUGGGAUCUGCCGUGCGUGUUUGUAUGCGAAAACAACGGUUACGCAAUGGGAACGAGUUCGGAACGGUCAGCGUCAAACACAUCGUACUACACCAGGGGCGAUUACAUACCCGGCAUUUGGGUAGAUGGGAUGGACGUAUUGGCGGUUAGAGAAGCGUCCAAGUUUGCUGUGGAUUACUGUGUUAAAGGAAACGGUCCAAUCGUUUUAGAAACUGUUACUUACAGAUACUCUGGCCACUCAAUGUCGGAUCCCGGUACAUCGUACAGAACCCGAGCAGAAAUCCAGGCUGUGCGGAUGACCAGAGACCCAAUCACAUCAUUUAAAGAAAAAAUUCUCUCCGCUAAUCUGACGACUGUAGACGAUCUCAAAAAAAUCGAUAGUGAAAUUAAAACAGAAAUCGACCGAGCAGUUAUAAAAGCCAAAGAAGAUCCAGAAAUUCCAUUAGAAGAACUAGCCGCUGAUAUUUAUUCAAAACCACUCGAAAGUGAGCAUCGAGGGGUAGUACCUUGGCAAAAGUUAAAACACCUAAGAAUUGGAUCAGCAGUUAAUAUUAAGUGAAUUACUACAAAUUGUAACAGCUAAAUGUGAUAAAAGUUGAUUUUGAUAAUUUGAUGAGAUGCUGGAAAGUAGGCAGGGUAUUUAUUAUUGAAUUCAAAACAAAUUUAUAGUUUUUGUUAGUUUUUAACAAAUAUUUACUCACUGGAUUUAAUU
Messenger RNA from Sipha flava (yellow sugarcane aphid), 1499 nucleotides. RefSeq names its product probable pyruvate dehydrogenase E1 component subunit alpha, mitochondrial. Gene Ontology annotation, biological process: pyruvate decarboxylation to acetyl-CoA. The record is from RefSeq and is a predicted model, not a curated record. The transcript has 7 exons. Lineage: Eukaryota; Metazoa; Arthropoda; Insecta; Hemiptera; Aphididae. Gene Ontology annotation, cellular component: intracellular membrane-bounded organelle. Bases 168 to 1346 code for a protein of 392 amino acids. Gene Ontology annotation, molecular function: pyruvate dehydrogenase (acetyl-transferring) activity.